AUGAUGGACAGCCACUCUAGUGAGGAAUUCCACCUUCUAGGCUUCCCUGGGUCCCAAGGACUACACCACAUUCUUUUUGCUAUGUUCUUUUUCUUCUGUUUAGUGACAUUAAUGGGAAACAUGGUCAUCAUCGUGAUUAUCUGUGUGGAGAAAUGUCUGUAGUCCCCCAUAUAUUUCUUCCUCGGCCACCUCUCUGCCCUGGAGAUUCUGGUCACAACCAUAAUCAUCCCCAUGAUGCUUUGGGGAUUGCUGCUCCUGAGAUGCAGACAGUAUCUUUGUCUACAUGUAUUGCUCAACUUUUCCUCUACCUUGGUAGGGACCACAGAGUUUGCAUUACUUGGAGAGGUGGCUGUGGACCAUUACGUGGCUGUGUGUAAUCCUUUAAGAUACAACAUCAUUAUGAGCAGCAGUACCUGUAUUUGGGUGGUAAUAGUGUCAUGAGUAUUUGGAUUUCUUUCUGAAAUCUGGCUGGUCUAUGCCACAUUUCAGUUUACCUUCUGCAAAUCAAAUUCGUUAGACCAUUUUUACUGUGACCGAGGGCAAUUGCUCAAACUGUCCUGUGACAACACUCUUUUCACAGAGUUUAUCUCUUUCUUAAUGGCUAUUUUUAAUCUCAUUGGUUCGUCAAUCUCUACAAUUGUCUCCUAUACCUACAUCAUCUCCACCAUCCUCAAGAUCCCGUCAGCCUCUGGCUGGAGGAAAGCCUUCUCCACUUGUGCCUCCCUCUUCACCUGUGUUAUAAUCGGCUACAGCAGCUGCUUGUUUCUCUAUGUGAAACCCAAGCAAACACAGGGAGUCGAGUACAAUAAGGUAUUUCCCCUGUUGGUUUCUGUGUUAACCCCCUUCCUGAACCCUUUCCUCUUUACUCUUUGGAAUGACAAAGUCAAAGAGGCCCUCCAAGAUGGAGUGGAAUGCUGCUGUUAACUCCUCAAAGAUUAG
This is a messenger RNA of Piliocolobus tephrosceles (Ugandan red Colobus), 939 nucleotides long. It is a transcript of the gene OR9A2, whose product is annotated as olfactory receptor family 9 subfamily A member 2. The record is from RefSeq and is a predicted model, not a curated record. Gene Ontology annotation, molecular function: olfactory receptor activity; G protein-coupled receptor activity. Gene Ontology annotation, cellular component: membrane. Gene Ontology annotation, biological process: G protein-coupled receptor signaling pathway. NCBI's taxonomy places the organism in Eukaryota, Metazoa, Chordata, Mammalia, Primates, Cercopithecidae.